Messenger RNA from Thamnophis sirtalis, 3797 nucleotides. RefSeq names its product solute carrier family 16 member 10 (gene SLC16A10). NCBI's taxonomy places the organism in Eukaryota, Metazoa, Chordata, Lepidosauria, Squamata, Natricidae. The record is from RefSeq and is a predicted model, not a curated record. Gene Ontology annotation, cellular component: basolateral plasma membrane. Gene Ontology annotation, biological process: transmembrane transport. Gene Ontology annotation, molecular function: transmembrane transporter activity.
CGGCCAAGUUCUGGAUCGCGCUCCUCCUUCCUCGUACGCGGGGCAUGUUCGCGCUGCCUCGGCGGUGCUAAGGAGCGAGGGAGCGCCGAGCCGUAGCCCAAGGCCGCCUUUCGGCGCUUCGCUUCGCGGUUAUGUCUCCCGUCAGCGAGGAGGUGGAAGCGGGGAACGCUCUCUCCGCUUCGGAGGAAAGUGAGACCGCGAACGAGGACGAGCCGAAAAAGGAGAACGGAGAAUGGUGCCCCCAGGAAGCCUUGCUCGCCUCCGGGGUCGCAGAACCGGACUUGGUGGCUAGGCUGGGGGAGACGCAGAGCCCUCCCGAGAAGGCGGCGGAGCAGGGUGAGCCGCCGCCGCCGCCAGUGCACCCGGAGACGGCUGAGCCUCCCGAAGGAGGCUGGGGCUGGGUGGUCAUGCUGGCCUCUAUGUGGUGCAACGGGACUGUCUUCGGGAUCCAGAACUCGUGCGGAGUCCUCUUCAAGUCCUUGCUGUCGGAAUUCGGAGACCCCAAAGACGAGCAGCUGAUGUUCAGGACAGCAUUGGUGAAUUCUUUAUCGAUGGGGAUGAUUUUCUUCUGUUCUCCCAUUGUCAGUGUAUUUACCAACUUGUUUGGUUGUCGAAAAGUAGCUGUAGUAGGAGCAGCUGUGGCUUUCGUUGGGCUCCUUUCAAGCUCCUUUGUACGCUCACUUGGACCGCUGUAUUUCACUUAUGGAAUCUUGUUUGGCGCUGGCUGCUCAUUUAGCUAUCAGCCAUCCCUGGUCAUUUUGGGACAUUAUUUCAAGAAGCGCCUGGGACUAGUGAAUGGCAUUGUUACCGCCGGGAGUAGUUUGUUUACUAUAACACUGCCCUUUCUUUUAGAUACACUGGUCAAUUCUGUUGGCCUCUAUGGGACUUUUCGAAUCCUAUGCAUUUUUUUAUUUAUUCUCUUCCUGGCUGGCUUUACUUACAAACCUGUCACGCCUAAUACCAAACAAAGUGAAAAAGGGAAGAAGUUCAAAUUACCUCCAGCUAAAGAAGUGUGCAAUUUUUCCAUUUUCAAAAUUCUGAGUUAUAGAAUCUGGGCACUGGGGAUUCCAGCUGCUUUAUUUGGAUAUUUCAUACCUUACGUUCAUCUACUAAAGCACGUGAAAGAACGUAUUGGUGAAAAUGUUCCAGAUGUAACACUUCUGCUUUGUCUUGGCAUUACUUCAGGAAUUGGUCGACUGGUCUUUGGCAGAAUUGCAGAUUAUAUUCCUGGUGCAAAAAAGGUUUAUCUACAGGUGAUAUCCUUUUUGUUAAUUGGCCUGAUGUCUAUGAUGAUCCCGUUAUGCAAUACCUUUGAAGCUCUUAUUGUUGUCUGCCUUAUCAUGGGCCUUUUUGAUGGAUGCUUCAUUUGUAUCAUGGCACCUAUUGCUUUUGAGUUAGUUGGCGCACAUCAUGUUUCCGAAGCAAUUGGAUUCCUUUUGGGGUUGAUGUCUAUACCAAUGACAGUUGGCCCACCUAUUGCAGGAAAGUUACGGGAUCACCUAGGCACUUAUGAUGUGGCAUUCUACCUAGCAGGAGUUCCACCUAUUAUUGGAGGAGCUAUAUUAUGUGCCAUCCCAUGGGUGCAUGAAAAGAGGAAACGCAAAGAACAAGCUACACCAGUGAAUGAAGAAACCACAGUAAAAAUGCUGGAAAUCAAACCCCUACCUAUAUCGGACUCAUAUGAGAAACCUAGCAAAGAAUCAGAUUCUGUUAUUUAAUAUUGCUAUUUUUUUCUACCAGAUUGAAUUUAUUUUUAUAAAAUUAGGUAGCUUUCUGUUUGUAAACUGAGUGCACCAUGGUCAUGCUUUUUGGCAAAGGUAUGGCGAGCAGUGUGGAAAAAGUAUGAAGAAAUCUUUUCAGCUGUUUUUGGUUGCAUUUACAAAAUACGUUUCCACUUUUAUAUGACCAAUGUUAUAACUGAAUAUAUGCUAGUGAAUGUGUAAGUAGAAAUAUAUGAAUGUAUAUUUGGGAGUCAAGAUCUGUCCUGUCUUAUCAGCUGAUUUCCUCCCAAUCCCUUCAUUUUAAAAUCUGUCCAGCAGAGUGAUUCAGCUGGAACUUUUAGUAGCAUCUAGUGGUUUUAAAACUAUUAUUGCUAAUUUUAAAAAGUUUCGGGGAUGUAGAUUCAGGGUUUUUUAAAUUGCGGUAAUUUUUUUGCAAAAUGACAUCUGCUCUUUAGAGUGCUACCAAGUUGAAUAAUGUCUCGUUGUGUGAUUUGCUUCUUGGUGACGUUUUGGCCUUGUUUGAUUCAGUCCAUGCCAUAUUGCUUCUGAAGGGAAUAUAAGGUCCAGCUUAAUCCAAACUUACAAAUUGUAAGUUACCUAACAUAACUUACAAUUUGAGCAUUUAUUUUUACAAUAUUGAUAUGUGCAGGAUAAAACAGGAUAUUAUAAUGCAAUACUGACACUUAUUAGUUUUUUGUAAAUUUUCUGUUGCUUAAAAUUUAGCAGUUCCAUUCUGUAUUGCUUCCUGUCUCAAUAUAGAUAGUACUAUAGUAAAAUUAGGGGUAUUUCAUACUGAAUAAUUCAAUUAAAGGCCGAUUUUCUUUUCAUGUGUAUAUGGGAAAGAAUGUGCUGAAACACAUGACUGUCAUGUCAUAUAGUGCCUAGGAAUUAUAGUUCAAGCAAUUAUUUGUUAAUAAGAUUUUAAUAUUACAGGUAGUCCUCACCUUAUGACCAUAACUGAGAUUGCAACUUUUGUAACUAAGUGAAGCAGUUAUUAGAUGAGUCACACCCAAUUUUAUGACCUUUUUGCCAUGAUUAUUAAGCGAGUCACAUGGUCAUUAAGUAAAUCCAGCCUUACCCAUUGACUUUGCUGGUUAGAAGCUCCCUAUGAAGGUUUUAAAUGAUGAUCACAUGAACCAGGACAUUGUACCUGUUGUAAAUACAUGCCAGUUGCCAAUCACCCCAAUUUUAAUCACUAUGGGGAUUCUACAAUGGUCGUAAAUGUAAGGACUGGUUGUAAUUCAUUUAUUUCAGUGCCUUUGUAGCUUCAAGUAGACGCUAAACAAAUGGUGAUAAGUCAAGGACUAUAUGAACAUAUGUUAAGUACACUGACGUGAAUUUUUCAGUUAUAUUUGCAUGUUUUUAUUAUUGAUUCAGAGUUCAGCAAUUUUACAUGUGACUUGCUUUCUCUGUUGUUUUAUUUUCAAAUCAAAAGAUAUGUUUAAGAUAGCAUUAAUUAUUCAAGUUUCAGUACCGCUGUGCAUUUCUCUGGUCCUUCCUGUGCAAUAGCACAGUUGUUAAAAAUAACAAUCCUGUGGAUGAAGGCCAAAUUCUGAUUCUAUCUUGCUCAGGUCCUGUGCUCUGCAUCAACAGCAGAAACAAGCAGGAUAGAUACUGAGAAUGACGUGGCAACACCCACAUGGGUUAUCUCUCAGUAUUUUGAAAUUAAAGCUGCCUUUGGCUGCAUAGACUCUCCAGGUCUUGCGGUAUUCUAUCAUUUUUUCUCAAUAGAGGCAUUUUGCAGCAUCCAGUUCAUCUUAGCAGCUCUUUAGGCCUCCAGCUGAAGGAUGUAAACUGGCCAUCAAUUAUGUACUAUGUACAUACUCAUACUUUUUUUCACCUGCAGUAAGCAACAUUAUGCAGUGUGCAAAAUAAGAAAUAGUGAACCCGUCAAAUUAAAGCCUCAAGAUAAGGAAACGUGACUAAAUCUGAUUUAGUUUCAUGCUAAAGUAUUUCAUCACUUCAAAUCAAUUCACUCUAUUUCUCUACCUAGUCUCCAAAGAAACUAAUCAAGGAGAGAACCAACCUAGAACUAAAGAGAAAUAUCCUGGCAGAACAAUUAAUCAGUGGAAUGAC